This is a messenger RNA of Penicillium egyptiacum, 882 nucleotides long. NCBI's taxonomy places the organism in Eukaryota, Fungi, Ascomycota, Eurotiomycetes, Eurotiales, Aspergillaceae. The record is from the annotation of a GenBank genome assembly.
AUGCUCCGAUCACUGCAAACUUCGGUGAGAGAAGUAUCACAACUAAAACGGGGCGUGACUAAUGCAUUGCUGUUCCAAGUUCAACUAGAAACGACUUUGAACCAAGCAUGCCUUCGGGAUCUGCGUACCACCGAUCCUGGCGAUGAUAAGAAGCGGAUCACGAAAACCAACGGAGGACUGCUCAAAGACUCAUAUUGUUGGAUCUUAGACAACGAGGAGUUCAAACAAUGGCAACACAAUCAGACUAAUCGUGUCCUCUGGAUUAGAGGUGAUCCUGGUAAAGGCAAGACAAUGCUGCUAUGCGGUAUCAUUGACGAGUUAACACAAUUGCAUGGGAGCGCUGCGAAUAUCUCGUUCUUUUUUUGCCAGGCUACCGACGUACGGAUCAACAAUGCCACGUCCGUACUCCGGGGCUUGAUAUAUUCACUUGUCGAGAAGAGCCCGUCUCUCCUCCCCUAUGUGCGGGCUCGAUACGACAAAGCGGGCAAGGCCUUAUUUAAGGAUAUCAAUACGUGGAGUGCACUCUUGACCAUCUUUACGGGCAUUUUGAAAGACCCGUCUCUAAACAAUGCCUAUCUCAUUAUUGAUGCAUUAGAUGAGUGCAUAUACGGUCUUCGUUCCCUUCUAGACUUGGUUUUGCAGGAGUCAUCAGCUCACCCACAGAUAAAGUGGAUCGUCUCUAGCCGCAAUUGGCCUAAAAUCAUUAAGCGUCUUGAUAUUGCAACCCAAGUGGCUCCAAUUUCAUUAGAGCUAAACGAUGCAUCUAUAUCCGAAGCCGUGAAUAAGUAUAUUCGAUACAAAGUCGAUGCUCUGGCAAAGGUCAAAAAAUAUAAAGACAACACCCGUGAGACGAUAUAUCGCUACCUCUUAUCAAAUUCGUAA